Messenger RNA from Cyphellophora europaea CBS 101466, 543 nucleotides. RefSeq lists its product as uncharacterized. The record is from RefSeq and is a predicted model, not a curated record. Gene Ontology annotation, cellular component: mitochondrial inner membrane; mitochondrion. Bases 1 to 543 code for a protein of 180 amino acids. NCBI's taxonomy places the organism in Eukaryota, Fungi, Ascomycota, Eurotiomycetes, Chaetothyriales, Cyphellophoraceae. The transcript is spliced from 2 exons. Gene Ontology annotation, biological process: mitochondrial respiratory chain complex IV assembly.
AUGGCCGACGAUACGAGGCAAGCGCAAAGCACACCCAGCGACGAGUCGCCACAACAAGGUGACCGUCCCAGAAGACGACCGAAACAUGACUUUCCGCAAACACAGGCUGGCAAGAUGUGGGAAGCUUUUGGCAACCCCAAAGAUCCAGUCAAUACGCUGCCGGGAGGGACAUUCAAUUCUGCAGGCGGGAAGCCUGCUGAGCCGAGGUGGUGGGACGCAUUAAGAUUCGACCAGUUCAAUAAAGAGGGACGGCCGUCGUGGUACCAGACGGGCUGUGCUCGAGAUUCUCUAAUGGUAGGCAUCGGAGCAGGAGGCCUUGCAUCGAUGCUUGCGACCACGAACUGGGCCGUUGGAGGCUUUUGUGUUACGUCCUCACUCAUGUACUAUUGGUGCGAGCAGCGGAGGUUGGAGGAAGCCAAAGGCAUGGCCGCGGCCGUUGCCGGAAUGAAGAUGCUCAAUGAGAAAAGAGCCAAAGAGAAGGCUGCGGCCGCAGAGGCGGCCAUCAAAGCGGAAGAGGUGCAGAAGAAGUCCAAAUGGUGGUGA